Molecule: messenger RNA, 1530 nt
Organism: Polychytrium aggregatum
Lineage: Eukaryota; Fungi; Chytridiomycota; Chytridiomycetes; Polychytriales
Exons: 5
Coding region: 1-1530 (509 amino acids)
Source: RefSeq, a predicted model, not a curated record
AUGCGGCUCUUUCCAUUCUCCAACAUCGUCGUCUCCGUCACCUACUUUGUCCUGGCCACCAUGACCCUCGUCAUGGCUGCCACCGUGGCUGCCAACUACAGCUCUCUGGCCGUCUUCAACCGCCAGAUCCGACACCCCAGCAUCACCAAUUACUCGUGGGUGGCCUGCUUCUUUGCGCUGUCGCUUGCUCUCUCGAUCGACUUUUACCGCUACGCCUUUGAUUAUCCAAACUCUCCCUUCACGAUCCCCGACCACGUUGGCGGUGUCGCUUCCGAGAUCUGGGAGGUCCAUCCACGAGUCUUGGAUGCCCGUCUCUUGCUGGUGUCGUCGCUGGCACGCUCCUGCAGCGUCCUUUUCAUGACCCUGGCACUCCUCCACCAGCUCAAGUACAGAUCGCAGUGGGAUCCUAAGGACUCGUACGCUGCCCUCUACCCGCAAUUUGGUUACCAGGUUGCCUCGCGUGCUCCUGCUGGCUUCCGCCGACAUUCCCGUGCCGACAGCAAUGCCUCUGUUGUCUCGGCCGGUCGACUCUCGCGCGAGCCUGCUCGUGACCUGGUCAUCACCGAGGAAACAGGGCUUUUGGGCUCUCGAGCAAGCAGUAGUCCGCCUCGUGUGUCCGUUUACGGAGCAACCCAUGUCCCCAACACCCGCCGAGCGCCUCGGCCUCGUGCGCUCUCCAUCGGCGGAGGCGGCGAGGAGGAAAUUGCCGAUGUCGUCGAGGUUCUGACACGGCCAACAACUCCAAGCAGCUUCCGGCCGUCGACACCGGAUCUUGAGUACCUCCCGCAGUGGGCAACCACCGUCCUUGGGGCAGUCUACAGCCUCGCUGUCAGCUGGGAAUGUUCGUUCGUGCUCCUGUGGAUUGCGAGCCUGGCUGGGCUUUGGCUGCAAAUAUCAACACCCGUCGAGCUCUCAGACAAGUCCUUCCUGAUCGAUGCCGAUCGGCUCUGGGGACUCCCGCCUCCGCUCGUGUCGUCACAGCCCUACCGCUUCUCGUCCUUGGUCUUCUACCUGAACGUGUUCCUCGGCAUCCUGCAGCGCAUUCCCAUUGUGGUGCUCAUGGUGCUCAUCAUCACGACCUUUCCCACGGUCUCGAGCCUGUCCGCAUCGGCCUCGGCGCGCUCGAGCAUGUAUCGGCGGCGAUUCGGGCCGGCGCUGUCUUCUCGGAUCUUGCUGUUUGUCGGUGUGGUCUUUUACCUUGCGUGGUGGAUCGAGCCCAGUGUUCUCAGUCGCGGACUCAUGACCUGGUUCCGGAUCGCCAUCGAGCCUGACUCGUCACUGGUGCAGCGUGUCUGCAGCAUCCCGCCAUACUGGUGGCGCACUCCUCUCGAUGCCACCACCGGGAAUGGACCAGACGACAACGCCGAUCUGCAUGGCUGGGCAUCGGUUGUCGACCUGGUGCAGUGGAUCGGUGGCGUGGGCUAUCUAUUCCUGUUCCUGUUUGUCCGGGCUGAGUAUCUCAGGAAUAUGAAGGAAUGGGUUCUCUUGUCGGUCACACAUGUCCAAGACACUUUUGAUUUCCGAAGAUGA